Messenger RNA from Trachemys scripta elegans, 2497 nucleotides. RefSeq names its product survival motor neuron domain containing 1 (gene SMNDC1). Gene Ontology annotation, cellular component: cytoplasm; nucleus; precatalytic spliceosome. The transcript is spliced from 6 exons. Gene Ontology annotation, molecular function: RNA binding. The record is from RefSeq and is a predicted model, not a curated record. Bases 274 to 873 code for a protein of 199 amino acids. Gene Ontology annotation, biological process: mRNA processing; regulation of alternative mRNA splicing, via spliceosome. Lineage: Eukaryota; Metazoa; Chordata; Testudines; Emydidae.
AUGUCAGAAGAUCUUGCAAAACAGCUAGCUAGCUAUAAAGCUCAGCUCCAGCAAGUUGAGGCUGCUCUUUCUGGGAAUGGAGAAAAUGAAGACUUACUAAAAUUAAAAAAAGAUUUACAGGUAAUCAGUGCACAGCUGUACUCUAUUUGACCUGCUGAUACACAUAUCACAAGCCAUGAUGCUUCCUGGAUUUGCAGAUUACUGCUACUACCACCCGCUCUGUGAGUGAAGGAGCAGUGUUAGAGCUCAGACCUGGGGAAGGAAAAGUAAUUAAUGGAAGUUAUAGAAUUAACCAAAGAUCUCCUUUCAACACAACCUUCGGAAGCCCUUGCAAGUUCUGAUAGUUCUGCUUCUGCCCUACCCAGUCACUCCUGGAAGGUUGGGGAUAAAUGUAUGGCAAUAUGGAGUGAAGAUGGACAGUGUUACGAAGCUGAGAUUGAAGAGAUAGAUGAGGAGAAUGGUACUGCUGCAAUCACGUUUGCUGGAUAUGGCAAUGCUGAAGUCACGCCUCUGCUCAACCUCAAACCUGUAGAAGAGGGAAGAAAGGCAAAAGAGGACAGUGGCAACAAACCCAUGUCCAAAAAAGAGAUGAUUGCACAGCAACGAGAAUAUAAAAAGAAGAAAGCUUUGAAAAAAGCCCAGAGAAUCAAAGAACUUGAACAGGAGCGAGAGGACCAGAAAGUCAAGUGGCAACAGUUCAACAACAGAGCCUAUUCGAAAAACAAAAAAGGCCAGGUAAAGAGGAGUAUUUUUGCUUCCCCUGAGAGCGUGACUGGCAAAGUCGGAGUUGGAACAUGUGGAAUUGCAGACAAACCCAUGACACAAUAUCAAGAUACCUCUAAAUAUAAUGUCAGGCAUUUGAUGCCUCAGUAAGAGGGGGAAAGGCUAAACUUCAUCUCUGCAGGGCUUUACACUUAUCUUUUUAUCAUUAUAUUUUUCUAAAAGUAAAUUAUUUGUUGGCAUGUAGUGAAUAGUUCAUUUUGUCACCAUCACUUGGCUUCAGCUGAUGUGAGCCUUAAAGAAAUCUACAGCUAUUCAGUUGACUCCCUUCAUCAUUACUAAACUUUUUAUAUAGUCCUCUUAAAGCAAAAUUCUGCAGCCAGAUGUUUUCGUGAGCUGUUUGCAGUUGCACUGAAACAGCAGUUAGCUGAAAUGCUGGUCUCCAGAAUCUUCCAUUCAUACUUUUAGCCAGGGUAGGGUCAGAAAAAUGACUGUGUAAAAAUGGCACCUUUUAAAAGCUUCUCAUUCCCUCUGUAUUCACAGUCCUAUCUUCUUGCUUUAGUGACAAACUACACUAGCACUACAGAGCCAGUACAGCUCUGGGAAAGUUAGCUGGAUUCCAUCCUAGCUUGUAUAUAAAAUGGAAUUGUUAAUAAAAUUCUAAGUUACUCCCUUGCAAGCUCCCUGAAGACAGUCAGCUUGUACAGCUGUAACUGAGGGCAGAAUGUGGCCCACAGAAUACAUAGGAGUAGUGUGAUGAUUCAUGUGCUAGAAACGAUACAACUUCACUUUGAGAUUCCAGACUGAAUUUGCAGGGCUGGAAAUUAGGGGGAGGAAUCUCCUUACAUGUAUACUGAGCACAUUUAAACUGGAAGUCACUGAGACACAACCAGGGAACCCCAAGAUGACAUUUUUAGAGAGUCAGAUUUCAGAGUAAAACUGCACUUUAAAAGUGAAGAUUUAAGUAUGUUCUCAGCCCUUCUACACCAUGCACUGCUGGGUUCCGUGGGCUGGAGAUGGGACUUGACAACUGUACAGUAAAUCCCCACCUUGUUGAGCAGCCUGUGUGGGUUUUUGUCCCCAUCCAUUUAAACAGAACUGAAGCACAUUAGAUAAGAAUGCCUGGAUCCUAUUUAGUUAGUUGGAAAUGAGUAAAGGCUAGUCUGAAGUUUCUGCCUUGCUAUAAUCCUGGCUGUGGCCCUAGUGUUCAUUUUAAUUUCAGCCCUACACUGUCAGUGAGCCCUUUCAAGGAAACCACCUGUAAAAGUUCUUGCCUUUGUAUGUGAUUGCUUCCCUCUGUUACUUGUCUCCCACUUACGGGACUGGUACCACCUCUGAAUCCGUAAAGUGUUUAAAAAAACAAAAAAGUUAAUGUAUAGCCCUAUAUACAAUGUAGAUAUUAUUUUUGUAAAAUCUAGGGCUGAGUUAAUGAACAGGAGUACUUUGGCUAUUUCCUCCAUUAAAUAAUUCCAGUGUAUUUCUUGUUCAUUAAUCCUGACCAUGUUUCCCUUGUAUAUUAUGUUAAUGUAGCUCAUUUUGUAAUUUGUUAAUUAGAUCAGGUCAUGUCAGCAAUUGAUAAUGCACUGAUUGGUGGAAAUGUCCAUCAGUUACCUGAGUCACAACUCAAGCUAAACUCUGCAACUGAUAGUGUAGAAUCCAUGCAUAGAAAAAGAUUCUUCCUAUUAAUGGGAGAAAGUGAUUUUUAUGAAUACAAAGUGUGUUAAUUUCAGUUUUGUAUGUUUAACUUUUAUUAAAUAAAGUGUUAAAAUCUCUUGGA